AUGUCUGCCGAAGCCGCCACCACUCCCACUGUCGCUGACAGCAACGCCAACGGCACUCCCGAGGCCGCCGCUGCUCCCGCCGCCGCUGUCGCCGCCGCUGUUGCCGCUGAGACUGCCGAGGGUGCUAACGCUCAGCCUCACUCCGCCUCCCUCUACGUUGGUGAGCUCGACCCCUCCGUGACCGAGGCUAUGCUCUACGAGCUGUUCUCCUCCAUUGGCCAGGUUGCUUCCAUCCGUGUUUGCCGUGACGCCGUUACCCGUCGUUCGCUCGGCUACGCCUACGUCAACUACAACAACACCGCCGAUGGUGAGCGUGCUCUUGAGGACCUCAACUACACCCUGAUCAAGGGCAAGCCCUGCCGUAUCAUGUGGUCUCAGCGUGACCCCGCUCUGCGCAAGACUGGCCAGGGCAACGUCUUCAUCAAGAACCUGGAUAACGCCAUUGACAACAAGGCUCUGCACGACACCUUUGCUGCCUUCGGUAACAUUCUGUCUUGCAAGGUCGCCCAGGAUGAGUUCGCCAACUCCAAGGGUUACGGAUUCGUUCACUACGAGACCGCCGAGGCUGCCAACAACGCCAUCAAGCACGUCAACGGCAUGCUUUUGAACGACAAGAAGGUCUUCGUUGGUCACCACAUUUCCAAGAAGGACCGCCAGAGCAAGUUUGAGGAGAUGAAGGCCAACUACACCAACAUCUACGUUAAGAACCUUGACACCGAGAUCUCCGAUGAAGAGUUCCGCACCAUGUUCGAGAAGUUCGGUGAGAUUACUUCUGCCACUCUCAGCCACGACCAGGACGGCAAGAGCCGUGGUUUCGGAUUCGUCAACUACUCCUCCCACGAGGCUGCGCAGGCCGCUGUCGAGGAGAUGAACGAGAAGGACAUCAAGUCCCAGAAGCUCUACGUUGGCCGUGCUCAGAAGAAGCACGAGCGCGAGGAGGAGCUCCGCAAGCAGUACGAGGCUGCUCGUCAAGAGAAGGCCUCUAAGUACCAGGGCGUCAACCUCUACGUUAAGAACCUGACCGAUGAUGUUGAUGAUGAGAAGCUCCGCGAGCUCUUUGUUAGCUACGGUACCAUCACAUCUGCCAAGGUUAUGCGUGACAGCCUGACCGACCGCUCCCCCAGCCCCGACUCUGAGGAGAAGGAGGGCGAGGCCAAGGAGGAGAAGUCCGAGGAGAAGACCGAGGAGAAGACCGAGGAGAAGAAGGAGACUGAGGAGAAGACCGAAGAGAAGGCCGAGGAGAAGACUGAGGAGAAGACUGAGGAGAAGACCGAGGAGGGCGAGGAGGCCGAGAAGGGCGAGAAGAAGCUUCUCGGAAAGAGCAAGGGCUUCGGUUUCGUCUGCUUCAGCAGCCCCGAGGAGGCCUCCAAGGCCGUUACUGAGAUGAACCAGCGCAUGGUCAACGGCAAGCCUCUGUAUGUCGCUCUCGCCCAGCGCAAGGAUGUCCGCCGCAGCCAGCUCGAGGCUAGCAUCCAGGCCCGCAACACCAUCCGUCAGCAGCAGGCCGCCGCUGCCGCUGGUAUGCCCCAGCCUUACAUGCAGCCCGCCGCUGUCUACUACGGCCCCGGCCAGCAGGGUUUCGUCCCCGCCGGUCAGCGUGGUGGUAUGCCUUUCCCUCCCAACGGCAUGGUCAUGGGAAUCCCCGGUGGACGUCCCGGCCAGUACCCCGCUGGUUUCCCCCAGGGUGGCCGCGGUAUGCCCCCCAACCAGCAGCUCCCUCCUAACUUCCAGGGCAUGCCUAUGGGUAUGCAGGUUCCCGGCGGUGUUCCCAACGGUAUGGGCUACCCCAUGCAGGGUCAGUUCGGCCGUGGUGCCGGUGGCCGUGGUCAGGUUCCCGGUAUGCCCAUGGGUAACAUGCGUGGUGGUCCUGGCUUUGGCCGUGGUGGUCCUCAGAUGGGUCGUGGCCGUGGCCAGCCCGCUCCUGCCGGUCAGCCCGCCCAGGAGGGUGCUUCCUCCAGCGGUAUCAACCACCAGACUUUCGCCGCUGCCCCCCCUCAGCAGCAGAAGCAGAUGCUUGGUGAGGCUCUCUACCCCAAGAUCCAGGUCCAGCAGCCCGAGCUUGCUGGCAAGAUUACCGGUAUGCUCUUGGAGAUGGACAACACUGAGCUUCUUGGACUGCUCGACGAGGAGGAUGCUCUCCGCGCCAAGGUUGACGAAGCCAUUAACGUCUAUGAUGAGUAUAUGAAGAACAAGGGUACCGAGGGUGAGCCGGCUGGCGAGACCAAGCCCCAGGAGGCCGCCAAGGAGGCUUCCUCGGAGGAGAACCAGUCCUAA
Messenger RNA from Penicillium odoratum, 2274 nucleotides. RefSeq names its product polyadenylate-binding protein (gene pab1). Gene Ontology annotation, molecular function: RNA binding. Gene Ontology annotation, cellular component: ribonucleoprotein complex. The transcript has 2 exons. NCBI's taxonomy places the organism in Eukaryota, Fungi, Ascomycota, Eurotiomycetes, Eurotiales, Aspergillaceae. The record is from RefSeq and is a predicted model, not a curated record. The coding region runs from base 1 to 2274 and encodes 757 amino acids.